Molecule: messenger RNA, 708 nt
Organism: Notodromas monacha
Lineage: Eukaryota; Metazoa; Arthropoda; Ostracoda; Podocopida; Cyprididae
Source: the annotation of a GenBank genome assembly
AUGGCCACGGACUUGCGGUGGAAGGACAGGGUGCAGGUUCAUCAGACCCCGGCCAGGGCCAUGACCAACAAUGUGGACAAGUUGAUUGACUCGUCCCUCAACAUAGGGUCCGAGUUUUUGCUCCAGCACGCCACCAAGUGGCGCGGACUCGAAUCUGGCCUCGAACUGGCCACCUCAGAUACGUUCAUCCGCGGACCAGCUAACUGCAAUGAUGGAAGAAGCGAACGCAUCGGAUCCAUGACAGCAGUAAUCCGAGUCAAGCUUUUCAUCUACUGGGUUGCACAGGAAAUUCAGCAAUGGCUGCAUUCCGUGGAGCUGGCAUUCGUCCUUCACGUGCAGAUCAUCUUUCAUGAUACUUCCGAGUCCUACUGUGUUCUUCAUCUGAUCAAAAAACAUCCUCCAACUGGACCAAACGAUCACCUUGUCCCCGUACUUCGAAAUCACCUCCAGACUUUGCUGAACUGUAUCAAUAUCAUCUUUUUGAACUCGUCGCAAUACCCCGUGCAAUCCAGUGUGAGGUUGAAGAAUCUCGCCAGGGCCAUGGCCUUUAUCCGAACGGUCGAGUCUCCGAUGAAGAAGAACCGGUUGUUGAGCUUGUUUGCGAAUCUGCGCUUGAGACACGAUCCCGAUUCUAUUUGCGGGAAAAUCUUGAGUUUGCAGUGUGGCAAUUCCCACUUGAGAUCACUUUUCACCGUGCCGUUGCUUUGA